AUGGAACGGUACCUGCGCUCCUGGAGACAGGACGCGUUGAAUCGCGGCCAGCAUGAUUCCGCCAUCUACAUCGGUGACAAGGUUCUUGCGCUCACCAAUAGUGACUCGGAUGCCUUUUGGCUGGCACAGGUCCACUUCUCCAACAAUAACUUCACUCGUGCCUUAGCCCUCUUAUCCCGCAAAGACCUCAUAUCUCGAAGCACCGCCUGUCGCUACCUCGCAGCUCAUUGUUACAUCAAACAGAGCCAAUUCGAUCAAGCCUUGUCGAUACUGGGCGAGCACAAUCCUACCGACCUCGUUCGAAACAGCAACAGUCGGCGCAAGAUCCAACAUCUCAAUGGCCAAAGCCAUGUCACAAUGCGCAAUGGCAAGCACCCCACAUCACGAGCCGAGCGAGCAGAGGAACGAGAAAAGGAAGAUGCGAACAAUGUCCGAUUUGAGGCCGCAAUGUGCUAUCUACGGGGCCUUUGCUUUGCAAAGCAGAAUGCCUUCGACCGUGCCCGUGAUUGCUACAAGGAUGCAGUGCGGAUUGACGUCCAAUGUUUCGAGGCCUUCGAUCAAUUAAUGAAGAACUCGCUCAUGUCACCAGCUGAAGAAUUGGAAUUUCUCGAAUCAUUGGACUUCGACUCAGUCUCCUCGCCUGACCCCGCUGUGGCUCAAGAGGCGGCCGACUUUACUAAAAUGCUCUACACCACCCGUCUCUCCAAAUAUUCUGCGCCAAAUAUCCUAUCCGAUGCGACGGAGACUCUCUCUACACACUACAAUCUCGCUGAGAACCCGGAUAUCCUGCUUGCGCGUGCCGAAGCCCUCUUCACCCAGUGUCGCUUUGCAGAAGCCCUGGAACUCACAUCCUCCAUCCUUUCUACAUCUCAAUCCAACGAAUUAACGACCACAAAUAGCCCAAGCAUGGCUGCCCACAGCCACCUUGGGCAUGCCCCUGGAGUCUAUCCGCUACACCUGGCCUGCCUCUAUGAAACUGGAGCUACUAAUGCUCUUUUCUUGCUCUCGCAUAUGUUGGCGGAUCAUGCCCCAGAAGAACCAUAUACAUAUCUUGCCAUCGGAGUCUACUACCUCUCGGUAUCGAAAAUCGCCGAGGCCCGAAGGUUCUUCUCCAAGGCUUCUCUACUUGAUCCUCACUCCGCACCCGCUUGGAUUGGGUUUGCACAUACCUUUGCCGCUGAGGGUGAGCAUGACCAGGCAAUCGCUGCGUACAGCACAGCUGCACGACUUUUCCAAGGCAGCCAUCUCCCACAACUUUUCCUUGGAAUGCAGCAUCUUGCGCUGAACAACAUGUCACUCGCCCACGAAUAUCUUUGCGCUGCAUAUUCUAUGUCAACAGGUUCUCCUGCGAGUAAUGCUCCUGGUCUUCCGGGUAGUUCACCAUCCAGCCCCCUCGGAGGCGAUCCUCUCGUGCUGAACGAGCUUGGUGUUGUCUACUACCACCAGGGUAAUCUAUCCAACGCCAUUGAGCUGUUCCAGCAAGCCCUAAAGCUGGCCGGAUCUCUUCAUUGUGAACCGGGUGCCUGGGUCGCUACUCGUGCCAACUUGGGCCAUGCACUACGCCGAAUGGGCCGUGUUCCGGACGCCCUUCGUGAAUUCGAAGAGUGCUUGCGUGUUGGUUGCGGAGGAACAAGCAUGGGUUACUCUCCCUUUUUAGGUGGUGGCGCAGGAGGCUCCGCGGCCGUUGCUACAGCAUCUGGGGUAGGGGGCUAUGAAGAUCGCGGACUGGUUGGGUCAUUGCAUACGUCGCGUGGUUUGCUGCUCCUCGAGCUUGGCCGGACUACUGAAGCAGUGACAGCCCUGCACGAAGCCGGUGCCAGUGGCGGUGGUGACGCUGCUGGUGGCGCAGGAGUCGCUGGAACACUGCUUUCCCGAGCACUCGAAAUCUGGGCUUCAGAAGGCCAUCAGAAGGAUCGUAGAGCCAUGGAAGACGGGUCACGAACGUCAAAUAACCGAAACUCCAGAAUCCGCGGCAAGGAUCGGAUGGAUGAAUCGCGUCGGCGUGCACGCCCGGAUACGUACACAGAAGAGUGGACGGAUGAAGUCACACACGCCGCGACACCAGACACUGCUGCUUCGAACGCCACUGCGGAGGCAAAUGUCGAGAUGGAGCUGGAUGAGGAGGCGGACGGUUUGUUACGUCGGGCUCUUGGUCGGAUUCGACCCAGCCGUCAACGGCGUCCAGCUGAACCGAUGACCCCGGAGAUGAACACUGACGACACGCCAGCGCGCAGUCGUGGCGUAAGGUCUGGUCGGAGCCAAUCCCGACAAUAA
Molecule: messenger RNA, 2274 nt
Organism: Penicillium waksmanii
Lineage: Eukaryota; Fungi; Ascomycota; Eurotiomycetes; Eurotiales; Aspergillaceae
Product: anaphase promoting complex subunit CDC16
Exons: 3
Coding region: 1-2274 (757 amino acids)
Biological process (GO): cell division
Molecular function (GO): protein binding
Source: RefSeq, a predicted model, not a curated record